Molecule: messenger RNA, 1443 nt
Organism: Grosmannia clavigera kw1407
Lineage: Eukaryota; Fungi; Ascomycota; Sordariomycetes; Ophiostomatales; Ophiostomataceae
Exons: 2
Coding region: 1-1443 (480 amino acids)
Source: RefSeq, a predicted model, not a curated record
AUGCAUGAUGAAGAGACAGAUAGAAAUCGUCGUUUGCGGUCCAGCUGGGAGCUUGACGAACUAUUCAGUUGGGACGCGGUUGAAACCAAUUGGCUGAAGCAGAUCACGCUUUCUCGAGUCAAAGAAGAUAAGGAUAUGCACAGAGAAUACGGCGAGGAAGCUACGGCUCUCCGUGCAGAACUCGUCGAAGCUAUUUCCCAGCAUACUCGCCUUACUGAAGCACUCCUGCAAGCCCGUGUGCUUGUUGACGAAAAACAUGCAGAUUUGGACUGGCUUGACGACCAGUUUGAGAAGCGAAAACAAUCUGUUGCAGAGAAGCGCACAGCAGAUGACAUGAGAGUCAAAGCGUGGAUUGCCAACGCUCGAGCUGCCAGUUGCGAGAAAGCUGGAAACCCACACCAUGGCACUGCAGAACAAGACAGCAACGGUGUUCAUUCCGAACGUGCUCCUAAAAACAAAAAUGCGGAUUUGGAAGACAGUAUCCUAUCCGAAGCAACAACUACUCGAGAUGAAGAGCUGCAAUUUAAGAUAUCUUCGCCAGAGGACUCCUCAGAAGCCGAUGCAAAUAAACGGGGCCUGAGAGACGCGAACUUUGUGAACCGCGUGUCAGUUCAAAGCUUGUCCAGUAAAAUUGCUGGAGUUGAAGUAGUCGGUCCAGACGGCAUCGUUGUCGGCACUUUAAAGCGUCUCAUUGCGGGCAACCAUUGGGUUCAAAAGCUUAGAGAGCUUCCGAUUCGACGAAGCGUUGAGAUCCGAAUGGGCCGGAAGCUCACACAAGAUAGCCUGGACGAUAUACACGAAAGCAGUGAGCCCAAAAAAUCGAAAUGGUUGAGUUUCAUGAUACAGGCGACUGGCGAGAUACAAGGACGGGCGUGCCAUACGUGUACCAAAGGCCAGGGCCUAUAUUCUCUCUGCAUUAUCGUGGGUGGCAGCGACUUUCCUCGGUGCGGAAACUGCGAGUGGAACAAGCAAGGCUGUCAUGGAGCAGCCGCCCAGUCUUCAGGAUCUGGAAAGCGGCCCAGGCAGUCUGUCAUUGACGACCAGUUCUCGGGCCAACAGCACAGCAAACAAUCAAUCGAUGUGGCACCUGACUUGGCCAAAAACUCGGGAGACAAGAAGUUACCAGCAGAGACUAAUGCCAGUGCCAACACUGAUGGCGAAGAACACGUUCAGCACUCCCAUGCCAAUGACAAGUUAUCUAUCACACCCCCCCAGACGACAUUUCCCGGAAAAGAAAAUUUAACUCCUGCGAUCCUCGAGCUAAAAGAAAUCACGAAAGACAGUCUUGUGCUGAAAGAUGACGGUAUGAUAUUUCUCGAGCCUGAAAUCAUGCGCGGCGUUCCUAUACGCAAAAUAACGCCAGAGCAUGCAUAUUGGGAGCCGGACUGGAAGCGGGUUGAAGUGCCGAUUCGCAGCAAACUCGACGAGCUGGCCGGCAAGUGA